UUUAUGGACUUGGUCUUUGGGAUGCCAAAGGUGUUGAAAUAACAGCAGCUAAGAUCUGCUGUGCUGGGCCAGGGAGGUUUCUGCAAUGACAAUAGGAAGCAUGGAGAAAGUUGAAGUGUUCACUUCAGAAGGCAAAGGCCGGGGCCUUAAGACCACCAAAGAGCUCUGGGCCGCUGAUGUUGUCUUUGCCGAGCGGGCUUAUUCUGCGGUAGUCUUUGACAGCUUCACGCAGGUCGUGUGCCACACCUGCUUCAAAAGGCAGGAGAAGCUCCAGCGAUGUGGGCAGUGCAAGUUUGCCCAUUAUUGUGACAGGACCUGCCAAAAGGAUGCCUGGCUGAACCACAAGAAUGAGUGCACUGCCAUCAAGAAGCAUGGGAAGCCACCCAGUGAAAACAUCAGGCUGGCGGCCAGAAUCAUGUGGCGCGUAGAGAGAGAGGGCACUGGACUCACGGAAGGUUGCUUGGUCUCCGUGGAUGACCUGCAGAAUCAUGUGGACAACUUUGGGGAAGAGGAGCAGAAAGACCUUCGAAUGGAUGUGGACAGCUUUUUGAACUUCUGGCCCCCCCAGAGCCAGCAAUUCAGCAUGCAGUAUAUCUCACAUAUAUUCGGAGUGAUCAACUGCAAUGCUUUCACUCUCAGUGACCAGAGGGGCCUUCAGGCCGUGGGGGUGGGCAUCUUCCCCAACCUCUGCCUGGUGAACCAUGACUGCUGGCCCAACUGUACCGUCAUAUUCAACAACGGCAGUCAUGAGGCUGUGAAAUCUAUGUUUCACACACAGAUGAGGAUUGAGCUUCGGGCCCUGGGGAAGAUCUCAGAAGGGGAGGAGCUGACCGUGUCCUAUGUAGACUUUCUCAACAUCAGCCAAGAACGGAAGAAGCAGCUGAAGAAACAAUAUUACUUCGAUUGCACAUGUGAGCACUGUGUGAAGGGGAUAAAAGAUGACCUCUUCCUGGCAGUGAAAGAGGACCCUAAGCCUUCUCAGGAUGUGGUGAAGGAGGUGACCCAGUUCUCCAAGGACACUUUAGAGAAGAUUGACAAGGCUCGCUCAGAAGGGCUGUACCAUGAAGUGGUGAAGUUAUGUCGAGAGUGUUUGCAAAAGCAGGAGUCCGUGCUGGCCGACACCAACAUCCAUGUGCUACGCAUCCUGAGCAUCGCCUCCGAAGUGCUCUCCUACCUGCAGAGUUUCCAGGAGGCUUCGGACUACGCCAAGAGGAUGGUCGAUGGUUAUAUGAAGCUCUACCACCCUAACAAUGCCCAGCUGGGCAUGGCUGUCAUGCGGGCAGGACUGACUCACUGGCACGCUGGGCUCAUCGAAACUGGGCAUGGAAUGAUAUGCAAAGCCUAUGCCAUACUCCUGGUGACUCAUGGACCCACUCACCCAAUCACUAAGGACCUAGAAGCCAUGCGCGUCCAGUCAGAGAUGGAGCUGCGCAUGUUCCGACAGAAUGAGUUCAUGUACUACAAGAUGCGAGAGGCCACCCUGAGCAACCAGAAGAUGCAGGUCAUGGCAGAGCCAAGCUCAGACACAGGCAUGCCCACCUUUCUUAAGAAGCCAUGAGAACUUGCUCAAAGGGGACAUUUGGUGCUGAAGGGAUAGGGAAAAGGAGCAGCUGCAUCCUUCCAAAGGCAGGGUGGGAGGGGGGUGGGGUGGGGAGAAAGGAAUAUGGUGGGCUGGGUGGCUGUGGGAACGAAGGUUCCACAAGUCUUCUAGCAAGCAUGCUGUGACACCUAUUGUUUGUUAGUACAAUGUGUGAUUCUGAAGAAUGUUGGCUUGUCCGUAUUUGUGGACAUGUUCCAAUGGAAUUGUGAAGAAUGUGGGUGUGGUUGGACCUGUGACAUUUUAUGCUCUGAGAACUGGAACCUUAUAGAAAAUGGUGGCUGUACUGAAAUAGGUUUGUGGAAGUCUCUUAAGAGCAGGGACUGAUUUA
Molecule: messenger RNA, 1928 nt
Organism: Phascolarctos cinereus (koala)
Lineage: Eukaryota; Metazoa; Chordata; Mammalia; Diprotodontia; Phascolarctidae
Gene: SMYD1
Product: SET and MYND domain containing 1
Cellular component (GO): nucleus
Molecular function (GO): histone H3K4 methyltransferase activity; protein binding
Source: RefSeq, a predicted model, not a curated record